Brassica rapa (field mustard) is the source of this 1024-nucleotide messenger RNA. RefSeq lists its product as uncharacterized. Lineage: Eukaryota; Viridiplantae; Streptophyta; Magnoliopsida; Brassicales; Brassicaceae. The record is from RefSeq and is a predicted model, not a curated record.
AAAUUGAAAUAUGACAUAAAUCAAUUACUAUGAUUUAAUUACUUUGUAAAUAUUAAUAUCCGUACAUGAGCAAGUGAUUUUGAAAACAUCAUCUAAUUUAGAACAAAAAAAAACCUUUAAAAAAUCAAUGUUAUAUUAUACGUAUUUGAAAUUCUCACAAUUCUCAUAAUUUAGAUGAAAGGUAACAACUUUGCCAAGAAAAAUAUAAACUUUAUGAUAAAAAUCAACUUAUAUCUAUCAACAAGCAAGCUCGUGAGAAUAAGCAUGACAUUUGAAACUUGAGAUUUAGGUAACAAGUAGAAAUCCGCCAUUAAUCUCCUAACUCAUCCCUACCUCUACAAUCCCCACUCUAUAUAUUACAACACCAUUGACUCCAAAACCAUCAUCACCAAACAUACAUAAUCACAAAUCAAACAAGUCAGCGACAAUGUCAAUCGCAAGAGUCUUCCUCUGCCUAGGUUUUCUCACCUUCCUCACUUCCCCACUUGUGCUAUGCUCUUCUAGCCCCAAAGUGGUGGCUGUAGCAGCAUCAGCCUCAACACAAGAAACUCCAAAAAGACAUAUUGAUCCUCCGGCAAUGCUUGUUUCUGAAUCCACCGAGGUUGAUUCAUCAUCCUCCAUGGCCAAGAUUGAUGAUGAGUCUGCAAGAAACUCUGCCAUAUCCGGUUUCUUCAGGUAUAGAUUCCCAUUCUACGGCUGGCCUUUCCCAAUGGUUAAGCCUGCAAAUCCUUCUGUUCCUGCAACACCGGUGACCGGAGCUGGGGAAGAGGAAUCUGAGAAGGUGCCUUCUUCACCAAGCGAAGGAAAUAGAGAUGGAGGCAAUGCAUAAAGAUAAAUGAAGACAAGAAAUGCUCUGCUGCAAACUUAUAUAUUGUGUUUAAUGACAUAUUGUAUCGAAUGUUAAUGUACCAUGUACUAUAAAUGCUAUAUGACAUUUAACAUGGAUAAUGAAAUGAAUACUGCUUAUAUUAUCUACCAAGCUCUGUAAUACCGGUUUCUCAGGUUCUUCAUCAUUUUGAGACAA